AUGGUUUUCAUCGCCUUCAAUAUUUCUAAUGUUGUAUUGUCACUUUUGUGUAUUCCUCUACUGAUAAGCAUUAAGAAACGACGAGCAAGUGCUUCAUACAGUAAUCCGGAACGGUAUAUCGUUUGGCAGGCAUUCAAUUUAGUUUUGUUCAAAUUAAUCACUAUUCCACUUAGCUUUCUUAUUCAUGCUCAUAAUUUCCAACCAUUUUUUGUUGUUCUUUUCUUGAUGUCAGUGGAUAAUAUUGUGACACCCGUUUUAAUGCAACUAUCUUAUUUGAGUUGCAACAAGAGAAAUAUGAUGGCUAUAGUCAAAACACUUUUCUGUUGCAACAAGAGACCAUCAGCUGUGCAACCCCAAUAUCAACCCCACGGAAGUUCUGAAGAUUCAUAA
This is a messenger RNA of Caenorhabditis briggsae, 390 nucleotides long. Bases 1 to 390 code for a protein of 129 amino acids. The record is from RefSeq and is a predicted model, not a curated record. Lineage: Eukaryota; Metazoa; Nematoda; Chromadorea; Rhabditida; Rhabditidae. The transcript is spliced from 2 exons.